AUGGAGCAAGACUCGCAAUAUCCGGGACCUCAGCAACAACAACAGAAUAUUCAGCCAAGACAACAAGUUCCCUACCCUACAAAUAAUACUACUCCUUAUCGAGGCAAUGGCGAUGGCGACGGCUACAGCUAUGGAACUGGUAGCAUGAUUGGGACCGGAAAUCGUGGAGGUAGUCUCAGCGGUGGUACUCAUCAGACACUGUUACCUCCAUACAGAGAUACCACACCUUCAUCACCAAUCAGGUCGUCGUUCAACUCAUAUGGCAAUAAUAGCAACAUUCGACGUUAUUCGGGCUCGCCAAGUCAAAUGAGUUCUGCCUCUAAUGCAGAGCAAGAGAGGAAAAGAAUUACCGACAAGAUCAUUGAGGACUGUUACCUGAAGAGUACUGUUGUCAAUGGCCAAAAAGUUCAUGAAAUAGCCUAUAUUGCACAUAUUGGAGUUGUCGAGUACACAAAGUCGUCAGCAGCUCCACCUCACUCGGAUGCAGAACGCGCAUCUUAUAAAAAGCGUAUAUUGGUUCUUUGCAAAAAACAGUCCGGCCGUGUCAUGUUGCAGAAGGGAAGAUUUCUGGAUGAAAGAAGUUUAUUUCAAAUAGGAAGAGAUUGGGAUAUCUCGGAAUUGAAAUCAAUUCGCAAAGUUGGUUCCGAUGGUAUGACCUUACAAUUGAACAAGGACUACUAUUGGAAAUCCGACGAAGAAGACUCGAGAAUUUGGAAAUUUUGUCGAUAUGUAUGUCAGGAGUUUGGCCACUCAAUGGGUAGAUACCCUGCCUUACAUGGCUUUAGUUUGGAUGACUUUAUGCUUCCAAACCCACCUUCAACGUCUUCAACAUCCUCACCUGCUCAAUCAAAUGCUCCACGUUUUGCCCCAAUAUCCCCAUCAGCCAACAAAGCAAUUGGGGGUGGAAAUGCAGGAGGUCAGCCAUUAAGACAAACACAAACACAAACGUCCUCCCAACAGCAAGAACCAAAGUCGAAAUCGUUGAAGCAGAAAAUAUUACACAAACCUUCCUUGUUUUCUUCAGAUAAGACUCUGAAACAUUCCUCGUCUUCACCCAAGAGCCCUUCCAAUGCGACAUUUACACCAUCAUCACCAAAACACAAAAAGACAUUGAGUGGAGGUUUGUAUAAAAAUAUUGAUUGGACACUGCAAGGCCAAUUACCCCAAAAGCCGAUGAAGGUUUUAGAGCGUGACAGAUCGGCAAAUGCAUCGACAAAUACACUCGAACCAACGCCGGUGUUGAAUGAACCAAUAAAUACCAUUACCAGUAACGCAUCUUUGAAACAAGCAGUCUCCCUGUCGCAAAAUCUGCUCCCAAACUCACGGUCUGAGCCUACCUCUACUUCAAAUCAUCAGCCACAACUGCAGCCUCGAUCUACUAUAGAUGAGAACUCACGAUUCCAAGACCCAUAUUCAAGAACAACUAAUCAGCAACCUAUGCAGAAACAGCAACAAGAACAACAAUUUAAUCAGCACAACAACAAAAAACCACAACAUCCAUAUUUUCAGAAAACCGUUGAUGAUGCACAGAGUGUUAUGAGUAAUGAUUCUCAAAAUUUUCAUUUUGGUAAUCCAACUUCAGGAGAAAACGUUCGUCAAUCACAAGAGAGACUCAGUGAUUAUGCAAAGACCAAUACCAUGAAACCAAUGGAGACAGUAAGUGAACAGAGACAAAUUUCAGAACCAUUGGAAACCAAGGCUGCGUACAACAACCAACUUUACGACCAACUAUCAAAGGGAAGUCAAUCCAAGAGGUUUGAAAAGCACGGGUCAACUGUUUCGGAAAAGUCAGUUGAAGAAGUAUUGCAAGAGUUUGGUGACUCUAUUCCAUCUCCUAGAAAGCCCAAAAAGAUAGCUGCAUCAGCAAUGACCCCAGAUUUUGGAAUUGAGGAAAUCACUGAUGAGAGUGAUACCGAUCUGAGACCCGGCCAAACAAUAAGCAUCAAAAAGAGGCAAGGACUUAGUAAUCAGCACCAACAAGCGGAAAAGCUCAAUUCUCAAGAGACAUUGUCAUCUCAAAAGGGCGGCCACAGGAAACUGAAUCUGCAAAUCAGCAUUGAUCGUGGCGUCAAAAACAACCUCAACAGCAACAUCAACAGCAACAGCAAUAGCAAUAGCAAUAGUAAUAUGAGCAAUAUCAAUUUAAAUAAAAGAGAAAGCGAUCCAAUGAGAAGCAACCAGAAGUUGAGCCUGCAAGUGAGUCUCAAUUCUGCACAAACUGGCAAUAGGGACUACAGAGACAACAAUGGAUACAAGAGAGAUGGAGAGUUUUCCAAAGGCCACCAAAAGCUGAACCUGCAGCUAAGUGUCGAUAAAUUGAAAGCUGAUAUUGAGCGCGGUAAUAGUAGUAAGAAUGCUUUUAGGAGAGAUACGAAUCAUAAUGAUACAAUAAUCUCCAGCAGGUAUGACGAGACAACUAUCAACAAUAACAAUAACGACGACCACCAGGAGAAGGGAUUGGGAAUAUCCGCACCUAGCUUUAUUGGCGAAUCGACUCAAAUUGAAGCACAAGGAAGUUCGGCGAUGGGUAACCUCACGGAUCUUCUUGAUGACCACAUUGUUGAGUUUGGAAGGAACGAGCAGGAUGAACCAGAUUUAAAUGAAAUAGAACCUACAAGGUCAAGACAGCAACAUCAACAUCAACAACAACAGCAAAAACAAAAACCUCAGCUCGAGAGGGAUGAUCCAAACAGUUACGAUAACGACCCGAAUGCAUUAGAGGAGGACCCAAGAAUCUUUGAAGGAUACAGUAAGGAACCUGCAUUGAAUGUUUCCAAGAAGGCCAAUUCUUCGUUACCUGUUGCUGCUUCUGCUUCAACAACUACUAAAAAUAGUGAGAACGAUUUUAGCAACAGCAAUAAAAGACUGGUUUUAAUUGACACGGCUUUUGAAAAAGAUCCGGAAGUAGAAGAGCUAUUAAAGGAAUUGGGUUGGAAUACCAAAAUGAACACUGAAGUGCUAUUAAAAGGAUUGACAAAGGAAUUGAACAAGGCCAAACGUGAGACUGUUAAACGUCUUGUUAGUGUCGAUUUGACAAAGACAUUGGCUCAGGAUGUUGAGACUGCGUCCGGCGAAAUUGAUAACAUGCUUCGUGUUUUUCAAAGAAUGGAUUAUAAUUUGAAGACAUUAACCAACGAUGUUAAUGCCAUUGACGAGAAAUCUAAAGGAUUGCAAUUGAAGUUUGUUAAUGAGAAAUUGCUUUAUAACGAUCUUCAUGAGAUCUUGUCGAAAGUGAGUAUCAAUACCAGCCACUUGCAAGAAAUUGGUUCAUUUAAAGAAUUUAGCAACCUCAAUAGGAUCGAAGACUUGGAGAAUAAAUUGUCAAGUUUGUACAAUGCCAUCGUGACAAUAAAUGCUGAUGAUCCACAGAAUCACAAGAACGAGAACAACGAUCUUAGCUCAUUGAGGGCAUUAAAAGAGCAUCAAGCACGGUUCAAAACUGUUAAUGAUAGGUUUCUACGCCAUGCAUUUGACUUUAUGUCCAAAAGAAUUGACAGUAUUGGUGCUCGUUUAGUUAAUGAAAUUGAUAAACUUAACCUUGAACUGUUUAUCACCGCUUUGAGCCUGCUUUUAUUUUAUAGCGGAAUUACCUACUAUAUGCGAGAAGUUGGUGCAACUCAUUUCAAUAUGAUCAAGCAACAGUUUAAUGAAAUUUUUGCAAAAGUUUUGGACAAGAUGUUGGUAUACAAGGUUAAUAGUUUGCGUGCUUCACAAAAAUCACAAAAUAAGAGGAGAAGCAACAGCAAUAUUUUUCACAGUAACUUUGACAAUGAUCAAAAGAGUAGUCACAAUACUAAUAACGAUAAGGAUUAUGGUAACGGCAAUGGUAAUGAUAAUGUCAAUGACCAUAGCGUCUUUAAACAGAAUGAGAACCAUUCAGGGCAGAGCACACCUAGGGGCAGCAGGUCGAGAUUGUCGCAAUCACCAGCAUUUCAUCACACAUUUGAUGAUCUUGACGACGAUGAUGAUGAAGACGACGACGAUAUUAUGCUUUUGAGAAAGUCGAGGUCAACAAGAUUUGGAAGGAGCGGUGGACGUAGUGGCCUUGGAGGAGCUGGGGGAAGCGGUGGAAAUAGUGGUGGUAGAUUUGGCGGGCUACUUAGUGAUGGGGAUUUCGAAUCCAAAAAACAAGAACGCCUUGAAAUGAUGAAGCAACAAGCUAUGGCAAGUUACCCAAAAAGCUCUAACGAUUUGGAUGACUCAAAGGCAGUUGUAACGUUCAUUGACGAAACAAGGUCAGUGAUUAUGUUUUUGCAAUUUUUUAUUAUUGAGUUUUUCCAUUAUGACGUAACAACCUUUGACUUCAAUGAGUUUGUGCAAACAAAUGCAUUUUCUCAACGUCAAAAGAUGAUAAGGACGGCACUGACCAAGAAUUUUGUUGAAUUGAUUAAUGGGGAAAAUGGAAACAUGUCCAUAUCAACGGAUGUGAUGAAUAACUUGAACGCAAUGUUGGCUAAAUACAUCGAUAGAUUCUGCAGAUUGGUGAGUCCAACCGAUAUUAAUAAGCCUGUUAUAAUUUGGCAAAUUGAGCAAAUGAUCAACUCAGUUCAAGAAACUUACAUUAAUCAGGAAUUUUUGAUAUACAAUUUCAUGAAAAAAUUGAGUGAUCAAUAUCUGUCGCUGUGGAAGCGUUAUGUUGAUGGCCUUGUCGAGUCUAUCAAUGGCUCAGUGAUUGCUGCCAAGGCGGGCGUAUUGCCAUCAAUAAAGAACAUUGGCUAUCUUUUAUUAAUAACCGAGAGCUCGUUGGACAGAGAAGUUAGAGGUAGUGCAACUAGAGCUAUGAUAGACCAGGCUUAUGACAAAAUAUGCGAAGGUUUACUGCAUUUGUUUUCAAGAGAGGAUCCUUUGAUGAAGGGCAAUAUGUUGGAUAGCAAAGAAAGAGAGACUCGCGGAGUAGCUAAAUUGGAGAAUAAUUUCUUUAUCUUGCAACAAGUCAAUGAUCUAAGCACUUCUAAUAAUGCUGCCACAAAACGACUUUUGGACAGUUUGACAAAACUGUUCAAGGAAACAGAGUCGCGCUAUUUUGAUGAGCAAACAUACCAAGGUUUUGGCCCCCUUUUUGAAUUUAUAAAUUCGCACAGGGAGAAUUCUAGAAGCUCCAAGAGCAUGAAGCACGCUAAAAGUCUCUUGUCCAAAUACACUGAGCGCGAUAUUCAGAAUCUACUUGGUCAUAUUCUCAGAAAUUUUGAAAUGCAAUUUAGAGAAUCAUCAGAGCACGCUCCACAGAGUCAAAAAGCAAUCGAUCGUGUUCUUGCAAAGGACCUUGUUGAUCGCUUGUGGUUGGAUUUGGAAACUGUAUUUAUUGACUAUUUCACUCGUUUGGGUAAAGUUUUGAGACAAGAUUAUGAUCGCGAGCUUGAGUAUAAUGUGGGAAGACAAGAUAUUCAUCACAUUUUCAUGUCUAUCAGAGAAAAGUAA
Messenger RNA from Lodderomyces elongisporus, 5418 nucleotides. It is a transcript of the gene SEC3, whose product is annotated as GTP-Rho binding exocyst subunit. The record is from RefSeq and is a predicted model, not a curated record. The coding region runs from base 1 to 5418 and encodes 1805 amino acids. The transcript has a single exon. Gene Ontology annotation, cellular component: plasma membrane; exocyst. Lineage: Eukaryota; Fungi; Ascomycota; Pichiomycetes; Serinales; Debaryomycetaceae. Gene Ontology annotation, molecular function: phosphatidylinositol-4,5-bisphosphate binding. Gene Ontology annotation, biological process: exocytosis; Golgi to plasma membrane transport.